This is a messenger RNA of Canis lupus familiaris (dog), 3795 nucleotides long. RefSeq names its product family with sequence similarity 162 member B (gene FAM162B). The record is from RefSeq and is a predicted model, not a curated record. The transcript is spliced from 4 exons. The coding region runs from base 12 to 479 and encodes 155 amino acids. NCBI's taxonomy places the organism in Eukaryota, Metazoa, Chordata, Mammalia, Carnivora, Canidae.
GCCCGCGCAGGAUGCUCGCGGCCGUCGGGGGCCUCCUGCGCCUCCGCCUGGGGCGCAUCCUCCGCGGCGCCCCGCGGCCCACGGCGCCUGUGCGGCCUCGGGGUCUGCCCCGCUACUGCAGCGGCCGGGCCCCCAGCGGCUCUGGGCCCCAGGGUCCCGCAGGAAAGGUGCACCGGGUUCCCGCCGAGCACAAGCCUUCGCAAUUCGAUAAGAGAAUCCUGCUGUGGACCGGGCGUUUCAAAGCGAUGGAGGACAUCCCGCCUCGGAUCCCGCCAGAAAUGAUAGAUGCUGCAAGAAACAAGGCUCGAGUGAAAGCUUGUUACAUAAUGAUUGGACUCACCAUUAUCGCCUGUUUUGCAGUGAUAGCGUCAGCCAAAAGGGCUGCAGAACGACAUGAAUCCUUAACAAGUUGGAACCUGGCAAAGAAAGCUAAGUGGCGUGAAGAAGCUGCAUUGGCUGCACAGGCUAAGGCUAAGUGAAAUGCUAAGUGAUGAAGUGUUAAUCAGAGUAUCAUGACUAUUAUUACAAACAAUAAAGGAUAGGUAAAAUAGAAUAUUUAGCAAAAUAAUUGCCAUGGUUUUAUUUUAUAAAGAGCACAAAGUCUUUUUAUCUUUACUUGUUAGCAAAAUUUUGCUGAAAUGGAACUACAUUCAGAAAAAUGCACAAAAGUGUAUACAGCUUGAAACAUAUUUACAUAGUGAACACACCUGCAUAACCGCUGCCCAGGUCAAGAUGGGGAACACCAGUAACACCUGAGAAACCUCCUUUGUGCCCUCUGUCAGUCAUUACCCUCCAAAAAUAACCAUUGUUGUGACUUUUAUCACCAUAGAUUAGUUUUGCUUGUUUUUGAACUUUAUAGGAGAAUUACACAAUAUGCAUUUGUGAGGGUGGAUUCUUAUACUCAACAUUAUGUUAUGAGAUCCUUCCACAAAUUUUGUAUAGCAUGAGUUUAUUCAUUUUAAUUUUGUUUUAGUAUUCCCUUGUAUGAAUAUGCAACAGUUUAUCUGGAUAUUUGGUCCAGUUUUUGGCUAAUACAGUUAAUGUUAAAAUGAGCACUCUGUGUAUGUCAUUCACUAAGCAUUCUGUAAAAUCUAAACUAAUUUUCAACCAAAGUUCCACUGUAUUUAGGUAGGACUCUUGCAUUGAUCCAGAACAAUGUAAAACUAUCAACUUUAGCAUCUAAAUACAUAAGAAAUUGUCAGAACUACAAGGAAAAAAGUGGACAAACCCACCAUUAUCUGGGGAAAUUAAUACAUCUUUCUUAGAAACUGACAAAUUCCACUGAUUAGUAAAUAUAUAAAAGAUGUGAGUAAAUUAAUAAUAUAUACAUUCUUUUUUAGCAUGCAUGGAACAUAGCACACACAUGUCCCUAAAACAGCACAUACUAAACCAUAAAGCACAUUUCAUCAACUUUCAAACUACAUGCAAUUAUGGCACAACUUAGAAAUUAAUGGCAUAAUGUUUGUAGUCACUUAUUUAUUGUCAUAAGAUUUUUAAAAUUUGAAGAUUUGAAAACAUUUCUAUAUGACUCAAAGGUCAAAGUAAGUCAUAAUAGAAAAUUUAAAAUACUUAGAACUGAAUUAUUAAGAAAAAGCUAUAUAUCAAAACCUGUGGGAUGUAGUUGAGUGGUAAUUCAAAGUAAAUUGUUAGCCUUAAUAUGCUUUUCUUAGAAAAGAAAGUUCUAUAACAAAUGUAUUAAAUAUUUCUAAGAAAUUAGAAAAAGAAAUAUAGAGUAAAUCCAAAGGGAAUAAAAGAUUGGAAAUUACAGAAGAGCAGAAAUUGGGGGCACCUGGGUGGCUCAGUGGUUGAGCAUCCGCCUUUGGCUCAGGGCAUGAUCCUGGGGGCCUGUGAUGAGUCCCACAUCAGACUCCCCACAGGGAGCCUGCUUCUCCCUCUGCCUAUGUCUCUGCCUCUCUCUCUCUGUGUCUCUCAUGAAUAAAAUAUUUUUAAAAAGUAUCUCUCUUUGCACAACCCCUUUGCACUUUGCACACUCCUAUCCCUUUGCACAUGCCAUUCCUCUCUUCCUUUGCACACCCCCAUUCCUCUCUAAAAAAAAAAAAAAAAAAAACUUUCAAAAAUGAAGACGAAAUAAAAACAUAUUCAUUCAGGAAUGCAAAAGCUGAUGGAAUUCACCACCAGCAAACUUAAAAUACAAAAAUAUUAAAAUCCAUCAUGUAAAAGGAAAAUGAUACCAGAUGGAAAUCUACAUCUACACAAAGAAUUGAAGACCCCCAAAAAUGGAAACUAUGAAGACAAAUAUAAAAAAUUUUAUUAUUUUUGGGACACCUGGGUGGCUCAGCGGUUGAACAUCUGCCUUCGACUCAGGGCAUUAUCCCGGGUUCCAGAGAUCGAGGCCCACAUGGGGGUCCCCGCAGUGAGCCUGCUUCUCCCUCUGCCUGUGUCUGCCUCUCUCUCUCUCUCUGUGUGUCUCUCAUGAAUAAAUAAAUGAAAUCCUUUUUUUAAAAAAAGAACUUUAGAAUUUUUAAAACCCCUUUUAAAAAUAAUAGACUAAAGCAAAAAUUUAUGAGAAACCAUGAAUAUAUUAUGGGGUUUAGAUAGAGAAGUAAAAUGUAUGAAAACAAUAGAAUAGAGGCAGAGGAGAAAAUGGAAGUAUUUGUAUUUAAGCUGCUCAUACCAGUGUUGUCAAAAGAAAAAUAGUACCACAAAUGAAAUUUAUAAUUUCCUAAUAGCCAUAUUAAAAGGUAAAACUAAUCAGUAAAACGAACUUUAAUGGUACUUAAUCCAAUAUGGCCAAAAUAGUAUUUUAGCAAGUAAUCAUAAUAUAAACAUUGUUAACAAAAUAAGUUACAGUCUUUUUUCCUUUUUAAGUCUUUGGGAUCCAACGUGGAUUUUACAUCUCAGUUCAAAGGCUAAAUUCUAUUUGGAAAUACUUAGCCUAUACUUAGACUUCAUAAAAUGUAUAGUAAGAAAAAGAUACCCAUACCCAAGUUAUUCCAAGUAUACCAAGUAUAUAAUGACCAAGUUAUCUUGGUUUCUAAUAACCAAGUUAUCAGUUUUUAUUUUUAACUUGAUUAAAAUAAAAUAAUACUAAAAAUUCAAUUUCUCAGUGAUCCUAGCCACAUUUCAAGUGCUCCAAAGUGAAAUGUUAUGUGAUAUUUUCUAUAUUAUUUGAGAGUAGCCACAGUUAAAAAUGCUUAAAGCCUAAAGCAACUGAUAAAAAAUGAAAAAUAUAGUUUAUAGCUAAUAAGUCAAAAAGGAGAUGAAAUGGAACCCUAAAAAAUACUUAGUUAAUCCAAAACUAUGUUGAAAAAGAAAAAGCAGACCAAAAAAAAAAAAGAGAGACAAAAAGCAAGAUGGUAGGUCUAAACUAAAUUAAAUCAAUAAUCGUAAUUGUUAAUGAUUUAUAAACACUCCAGUUAAAAUGCAAAUAUUGUCAAAAUAAAAAAGCAAGUCCCAUAUGUUGCCUACAAGAAAUCCACUUUAUAAAGGAGCAAACUGAUUACAAGUAAAAGGGUGAAAAAGAUAUACCAUGCUAACACAAAAGUAAGUAGGAGUGGCUAUAGUAAUAUCAAAGUAGAUUUUAGAGCAAAGAAUAUUAUCAAAUCUAGAGAGGGUUAUUUGAUAAGAGGACAAUUCAUGAAAACUAAAGUGUGAAAACAACCCAAAUGUCCAUCAACCAAUGAACGGGUAAAUAAAAUGUGUUAUAUACAUACAACGGAAUAUUACUCAUUAAUAAAAAGGAAUGAAAUGUUGGUAUAUGUCACAGCAUGGAUAAACAUUGAAAACAUGCUAAAUGAAAGAAGUGAGUCUCAAAAUAAAAUGUUCUACAAUUGA